Hyla sarda is the source of this 2540-nucleotide messenger RNA. RefSeq lists its product as uncharacterized. The coding region runs from base 517 to 1302 and encodes 261 amino acids. NCBI's taxonomy places the organism in Eukaryota, Metazoa, Chordata, Amphibia, Anura, Hylidae. The record is from RefSeq and is a predicted model, not a curated record. The transcript has 2 exons.
CCUGAUUCUGCAGCACAACACUUUCCCAGGACUGCACGCAGGGCCGCCAUCCUGACUGCAGUGUAAUGUGGGCUGCGUGUGAGGAGGAGGUGCGGAGGCCGCAGAUGCAGCAGAACAGGCAGAAGAGAAGGAGUCUGCACUGUUUCCUUGUGAGAACCUGCUCCUGUUCUGAAGACCUGUAGACAAUGGCAUCAGGAGCCGCUCUCGUAGAGAAACUGUGUGUGCAGAGUCCACAGCAUUUCUUCUACUGCCUGUAGCCAGCAGAGUCCAUGGGAGCAGCAGCAGAGUCCCCCUCCUUACUGUGCAGCACUGACUCCCUCCCUGCUCCAGUCCUCCAGGCACAGAGACCCAACCACCAUAGGUCCCCAGAAUGGUCUUAUCUGGCUGUGAUGUAACACUCAGUGAUUGGCACCUUAUGAGUUAUUGAUCUUGGCUGCAUGGCUUGCACACGAGAAUGAAUUUGUUGAUGAACAUCCAAAGUCCUCUGAGGCCAAAAACCUGCACUUCAAUGAGAAAAUGGUUUUAGCUCUACCAAGUGCUAAUUGCACAACGGCACAAGGCCCUGUAAGAUUAUUGGAUGGGCCCCAGCAAUCACAGCUGUAUGAGAGUACAGCAUUGAUGGAAAGAUAUCUCUCUAAACGAUGGAACUUGGCCAUGUUUUUGGAGGAGAGGUACAACAUGCUCUUGGAAAUCGAGUCAUCUGAUGUGGAACCAAUGGAGAAGAUACCAUACCAUACUCCACAGUUUCAGCAGCUGUAUGUUUUUUGGAAGAAAGCCACCACACAUUACAAACAUGAUGUGCCAGUGUCAGCACAAAAAUCUAAAGCAAAGAAAGCUAAGAGACAAAAGGUGUCAGUACAUAGAAAACGAGGAGGACAUAGGACACCAUCCUACCCUACCACCUGGCUAAAGCGCAUUGACUGGAGACAAAAUAAAAUCAUGGUGCAUAAAUUCCAUCCAAUGUUUAGGAGAACAUCCUUGCCCAAGGUACCUUCUCUUGCGGAAGCUGAAAAUGACAUACAUGGCAGAACGUUGUCACCCAGACAUGUGGGGUUCAGUAAGUCAGUCCAUGUCCGACUAAUCCCUCCUCUUCACCAUAAUAGGAGAGCUAGGAUCUCUAAAGAACAUCAAGAUAGAGUCUUCAUCAAUGACCCAGCAUCUCUACAAGACCAGAACCCUGUACAGGAACAUAUCACUGAGAGAUGUGAACAGAGAGAACAGAGUAUCUUGUCGCGCACCAUCAGAUGCAUCAUAGAAUGCCUGUGUUGUAGCGGAUGCUGCACAACAGGUGGGGAAAACUGAUGUAACAGAGGAGCUUUACUAUUUUUUGUGGAGGAUAUUUUUACCACCAGCAGUCGUCCCCUUCAUGGUAUGGUGAGAACAGACAAUAAUAUUACUGGAGAUUAGUAACAUCUUGCAGGUGGUGCAGUGACUAACACUGUUUCCCUCCAGCGCUUGGGUCCUAGGUUUGAAAAUGGGACAAAACCUGCAAGGAGUUUGCAUGUUCUCCCAGUGUUUCCCUGAGGUUCCCCCAGGUACUUUGGUCUCUUUCCAAACUACUUAACAUACUGAAAGGGUUAGAAUAAAAAUACCAGGUGUCAAUGUGUGAUGUAAAAGAGGAUCUGUGAAUCUAAAGAGGGCAGCCCAGGCUAACAAGCUGUAGGAUCUGCAAUAGUUCAACACUGUGGGGUACAGCAAAAAGCGAGAAAGUGCCCAGAGUGUGUAUUUAUGUAGAGCAGUAUCCUUGGUAUAAAACUACACUAUAACGUUUUUUUUGCAAUUGUGGAAAACAGAAUCAUGUGUGCCCCAAAUGGAUUUAAAAAUAGCAUGAAAUCUGAGUGUAUUAAGUGCUGGGCAGCAUUGUGACACCAUUCUAUGUGUCCUAUUUGGCUUAGUAUAAUUUUUUUUUUUUGUUGUGCAUGUAAGGCUGUUUUUACACGAUAAAAAUACUUCCUUUAUAGACAUAAAAAUCAUGAAAACCGGCUAUAACGGAAGUAUUUUUAUAGUGUGAAAGCAGCUUAGAAAUUUGAAAUAAGUCCUGGCUAACAGGUGCAAAAUGUCCAAAACCCCUCGCUGUUAAGUGGUUAGAAGGCUUUAUACUGAUACAAAGAUACUGUCAAAAGUAUUGGCAAAUAUGUUGGCAGGGUUAAUCCCAUCUAUGAUAUCUAAAGAUCAAUGCAGAUUUAGGCAGGGAUAUUCUACCUCAUAUAAUGUGAGGAGACUAUUUUCCAAUAUACAGGAAGAGGGACCACUCCAUCCUGUCACUUGACGCAGUAAAAACGUUUGACAGGGUGGAGUGGCCCUUUUUGUGGAAGGUCCUGGAAGAUUUUGGUGUGGGUAAGAGGUUUGUGAAAUGGGUAAAAAUAUUAUAGAAGGAGAUAGCAAACAGAAUUACCAUAUAUGGCAGACAGAAUGGCAUCAAAUAGCCCAAUUUGGUUGGGAGAGAGUCUUUUAAGGGGUACUCUUUAAAAAAAAAAAUUUUAAAGGGUAACUCUCAUUAAAAAAAAAUUUGCCAUUGCACUCCUUUAUGGUAAAUAAAA